AUGGACGACAAAUCACCAUCGACAGCCGCAGUUCACCAGAACAAGCAAGCAAUAGACCAGAAUGAAAUUGAUCAGAUACAGCAACAUCAUGGUCUUCACAAGAUCAUCCGCGCCGUUGACGAGAAAGACGCAAAGGACCGGUACCGCGAGGAGGCAGCCGACAACACCGUCGGCGAACGAAUACAGCUGGACGACGACGGCACCAAAAGGCCCGGAGGUAACCAGCGGACACCGAGCCUGUCCAACAGCGAGAACGAGACCCUGAUCGUGGCCUGGGAGGAGAAUGACCCGGAGAACCCCUACAACUGGUCCAAGACGCGGAAAAUCACCAUCCUCAUCACAACCAUGACAUCCAUCAUCAACAGCACAAUGGGCAGUGCGCUUCCAAGCAACGCUGUGCCCUACAUGGCGAAGGAGUGGGGCGUGACGUCGUCCACGCAAAUGGUGCUGCCCGUGUCCACGUACCUGGUCGGCUACAUUCUGGGGCCUCUCGUGUGGGCGCCGCUCAGUGAGCAGUACGGCCGCCGCACAUUGGUUCUUGUGACGUUUGUUUUCUUCAUGAUCUGGACCAUGGCCUGCGCCCUGGCACCCAACUGGGCCGGCUUCCUCGUGUUCCGCCUGCUCACCGGCGUCUUUGCCAGCGCCCCCAUCGCCGUUGUCACGGGCAUUCUGGCUGACGUCUUUGGCUCGGCACGCACCCGCGGCCGCGCCAUGUCCAUGUUCAUGGCCAUGACCGUCUUCGGCCCCUUGUUUGCCCCCAUUAUUUCCGGCUACUGCUCGGCCACCAUUGGCUGGCGCUGGACCUUUUGGAUUGCACUCAUCUACGCCGGCGUGUCCCUGGUCCCGCUCGCACUGUUGCCCGAGACGUAUGGGCCGAUUCUGCUAAAGCGCCGUGCCGUGCGCAUGCGCAAAGAGGACCCCAAGGCCAACAUUGUGGCGCCGCACGAGCUUGAGAAGAAAAAUCUGCGCGAACUGGCCACGAUCGUCCUGACGCGCCCUCUGCGCAUGAUCAUCUCGGAGCUCAUUGUGUCAUGUGUCUGCAUCUACCUCGCCCUUUUGUAUGCCAUCUUCUACAUGACCUUUACCGCCUUUCCCCUCGUCUUUGUGGAUAUCUACAAGUUCAGUCCCGGCGUCGAGGGCCUCAUCUUUCUGGCCAUUGGCGCCGGCACCCUCCUGUCAAUACCCAUCUUUUACGCCUACGACAACUACUUGCUGAACGCCAUUGACCGUGGCGAGGCCUGGACCAAGCAAGAGGAGUACCGCCGCCUGCCGCUGGCCUGUCUUGGUGGACCCGUCUUUGUGAUCAGCUUGUUCUGGCUAGGCUGGACAGCCAAGGCCGACAUCUCCUUCGUGGCACCCAUGCUGGCUGGUAUCCCCUUUGGCCUAGGAUUCAUGUUGAUCUUUAUUGCUCUUUUGAAUUACUUGACCGACGCCUACGAAAUCUUUGCGGCAUCUGCCAAUGCUGCCGCCUCGUGCUGCCGGUCCCUUCUUGCCACCGUAUUGCCCCUGGCAGCCACGGCCAUGUUCAAGCGCCUAACGAUUCCCGGUGCUUGCAGUCUUUUGGGCGGCCUGAGCCUGUUGAUGUGUGCGAUCCCUUUUGUGUUCAUCUGGAAGGGUGAGCAGAUUCGGGCUGGCAGCAAGUUUUGCAUUGCCCUGCGCGAGCGCAAGGUUGAGAUGCAGCGGAAAGUCGAGGAGCAGCGACAGCGGCGUCUUCUACAUGCACAACAGCGCCUGGGGCAACCUCUACAACAGCCGAUGAAUCCCGAGCUGCAAAAGGAGACCGUGUAA
Messenger RNA from Sporothrix schenckii 1099-18, 1788 nucleotides. RefSeq lists its product as uncharacterized. The record is from RefSeq and is a predicted model, not a curated record. Gene Ontology annotation, biological process: transmembrane transport. Gene Ontology annotation, molecular function: transmembrane transporter activity. Bases 1 to 1788 code for a protein of 595 amino acids. NCBI's taxonomy places the organism in Eukaryota, Fungi, Ascomycota, Sordariomycetes, Ophiostomatales, Ophiostomataceae. The transcript is spliced from 4 exons.